AGGCCCAGUUGUCUAGCUGCCGGUACACAGUCUUUGCUGAGGGCGGCAUUGAGGGCGGCAUGGCGGUACCCACGUCGAUUCUCGGGCCCCCGCCGCCCCCCCAAACCGGUCCCGGUUCGAUGGUGGCCUGGUGCUCUAUGAGCAGUGGCCCGUCUCGCUAUGUGCUUGGGAUGCAGGAACUGUUCCGAGGCCACAGCAAGACGCGCGAGUUCCCGGCGCACAGUGCCAAGGUGCAUUCGGUGGCCUGGAGCUGCGACGGACGUCGUUUGGCCUCGGGGUCCUUCGACAAGACUGCCAGCGUGUUCUUGCUGGAGAAGGACCGACUGGUCAAAGAAAACAACUACCGGGGACAUGGAGAUAGUGUGGAUCAGCUUUGCUGGCAUCCAAGCAACCCUGACCUCUUUGUCACGGCGUCUGGAGAUAAAACCAUUCGCAUCUGGGAUGUGAGGACUACAAAAUGCAUUGCCACCGUGAACACCAAAGGGGAGAACAUUAAUAUCUGCUGGAGUCCCGAUGGGCAGACCAUUGCUGUGGGCAACAAGGAUGACGUUGUGACUUUUAUUGAUGCCAAGACGCACCGUUCCAAAGCAGAAGAGCAGUUCAAGUUUGAGGUCAACGAAAUCUCCUGGAAUAACGAUAAUAACAUGUUCUUCCUGACCAAUGGCAAUGGCUGUAUCAACAUUCUCAGCUACCCUGAACUAAAGCCUGUGCAGUCCAUCAAUGCCCAUCCUUCUAACUGCAUCUGUAUCAAGUUUGACCCCAUGGGGAAAUACUUCGCCACAGGAAGUGCAGACGCGUUGGUCAGCCUCUGGGAUGUCGAUGAGUUAGUGUGCGUGCGGUGCUUCUCCAGGCUGGAUUGGCCGGUGAGGACCCUGAGUUUUAGCCACGAUGGGAAGAUGCUGGCGUCGGCCUCUGAGGACCAUUUCAUUGACAUAGCUGAAGUGGAGACAGGGGACAAGCUGUGGGAGGUGCAGUGUGAGUCCCCGACUUUCACCGUGGCUUGGCAUCCCAAGAGGCCUCUGCUGGCCUUUGCCUGUGAUGACAAAGAUGGCAAAUACGACAGCAGUCGGGAAGCUGGCACUGUGAAGCUGUUUGGGCUCCCGAAUGACUCCUGAGAGCGGCGGAGACCUUCCUUUGUGCAGUCUGCUGUUCUCUGGACUUUGUGGGCACUCUGAGUGUUUAUGAAUUGUCGUAGAUUACAACGCUGUGGUUGGACUGCAUCCAUGAUCCUCUCUGUGGUUCUGAGACUAGAACUGACCUUACAGGGCUAAGCAAGUGCUGACUACUUAGCUACAUCCCCCACCGUGCCCCGCCCCUUUUCCUGGUUUUUGUUCUUGGUGUUUUGUGUUAGCUGUUUCCAUCCCUCCCCGACUGCCAGUAAGCUAAUGAGGGCUAUGCAAGUGUGGGUCCUGAUCCAUUUUAGGGUUCUCUACGGGAACAGAACUGAUAGUGUGUGUGUGUGAGAGAGACAGAGACAGAGAUUUAUCGGAGUGACUUACAGCCUGAUUUCCAAGUGGUCCCACAGCAGUCUCCUGGUAGGAAGGCCAAGACGGAAUGGCUGGAUGGCGUCUAUUCUGGUGCUAGAGUCCAGCUGAUCUUCAGCCUACACUGGAGUCCUGAAGAAGUAGGUUCUAAUACCAGCAAAGGAAUGUCUCAGCAACAGGAUAGAUGAACUUGGCAAUAAGAGUGAGAGCAAGCAGGCAAAAAGCAAAAGCUUCCUUUCUCCAUGUCCUUUUUUAGGGUGCCACCAGAAUGUGUGGCCUGGAUUUAGGGUAGGUGUUCCGACCUCAAAUGAUCAAGAGAAAUCUCUGAGAUGUGCCCUGCUGGGUGGGUUCAGUGAUUUCCAGGUGCAGUCGAGCUGAUACCCAAGGUUAGCCAUCACGUGACCAGCACACGUCCUCUGUGGGAGCCUUGUUCCGGGUUUGAGAUCGAUGGCAGAGUUUGCUGAAUACAGCUCUUAGGCAGUGCUUAUUUCGAGAGAAGGCAGGACAGGGAUGGGAUUUUUAAAAAUAAUUUAAAGAAUUGAGCAUUUAAUAAAACUGAUUUUUAUUAUAA
Chionomys nivalis (European snow vole) is the source of this 2055-nucleotide messenger RNA. RefSeq names its product THO complex subunit 3 (gene Thoc3). The record is from RefSeq and is a predicted model, not a curated record. The transcript has 6 exons. Gene Ontology annotation, biological process: mRNA export from nucleus. The coding region runs from base 60 to 1115 and encodes 351 amino acids. NCBI's taxonomy places the organism in Eukaryota, Metazoa, Chordata, Mammalia, Rodentia, Cricetidae. Gene Ontology annotation, molecular function: protein binding. Gene Ontology annotation, cellular component: THO complex part of transcription export complex.